AUGCUUAGUUAUGUAGAUUAUAGUAAUAAUAUUCCAGUUGAAGUUUUGGGAUUAUUGAAAUUGCCUUACCUAUUCAGACCUUCCUUGGUAAAAACAAGAACUUCUAAAAAAUGGAAACCGUCAUCUCAGGAGCAGGCUGAUGGAUUUAUAUGCAACAUUACUGUGAUGGCAGAUUUGGAAACUAUGCUGGUCAAACGCAAAGAAAAACUUCGCUCAUAUGGAUUGACUUGUCAACCUUUGAUCAUAACCGUUGGAGACCCAACAUCUUUUUCUGCAAUUUACGUCAUCGUUAAUGAAGUUAAGUACGCUGCGAGUAAUUUAAUCGGCGCAGUUGAUAUGUGUUUCAAGGUACACUAUGCUCUAAAUGCAAAGUACUCCCCAGAAUCUGAGACAGUUUGGGUUUUCUUGCAAAAAUUUUUUUACGGCAUCAAAGGAUGCAAGCACUUUGUUACUGUUGAAGUUGUCUGGUCAGAUAUCCUGAUACAUCAGAAGUCGAACGUAGAAGACAGCAGCGCUGAUGAAUGAUUCUAUAAUUUUCUUAACUGUCGACAGUACUUUAUCUUGGUACAUCAAUUCGUUUGACACUAGUUCAUCCAGUUCAACUUCUUU
This is a messenger RNA of Neodiprion fabricii, 609 nucleotides long. RefSeq lists its product as uncharacterized. The transcript has 3 exons. Lineage: Eukaryota; Metazoa; Arthropoda; Insecta; Hymenoptera; Diprionidae. The coding region runs from base 1 to 525 and encodes 174 amino acids. The record is from RefSeq and is a predicted model, not a curated record.